Molecule: messenger RNA, 672 nt
Organism: Gongylonema pulchrum
Lineage: Eukaryota; Metazoa; Nematoda; Chromadorea; Rhabditida; Gongylonematidae
Source: the annotation of a GenBank genome assembly
UACGCUGAAAAUUAUUGCUGGGCACAGGAUACUUAUUAUAUACCGAUGCGUGAAGUGAUUGCUGGCGUGCCUUCAACCGAAAAGAAGCAACGACGUAUUUCGUAUUAUCAGUGGGUACCAUUUUUCUUGCUUCUCGAAGCUGCCUGUUUUCGUUUGCCAAGUUUAUUGUGGAAGUAUAUGGCCGGACAUUCCGGCAUAAAAUUGCACGAAAUUGUACAGUUAUCUUCGGACCCGAACAAUAUUAAGCCUGAAAUCAAAAAAGCCAAUAUCAAAUCACUUACUGUGCAUUUGCAGGGGGCUUUAAGGUUUCAUCGAAGACUGCGUAAGAAACAGAUUCAUCCCCAUCGAUAUUUGCGAAUAUUCAACGUACCUUAUACUGCGUCAUUUGUCACUUACGUGUAUGUACUAACAAAAUUUAUUUACUUGAUCAAUGCUUGUGCUCAGCUGCUAAUUAUGAAUAGAUUCUUGGAGACUGACCGUUAUAAUUGGUAUGGUUUUGGAGCAGUAAUUGAUCUUUUAAACGGUACAACCUGGGACCAGUCCGGAAUGUUUCCGCGAGUAUCACUUUGUGACUUUGAUGUAGGCAUAUUUUCACUAAUUGUUUCUUCCGAAGGUUUUUUUUUUUUGUAUUCAUGUUCUUUGAAAACGAAGAACGCUUUUCGUAAUUACUAA